AAUCGGCGUGUCUGUGAGCGACACGACUGGCACAAACCGCAGCAUGAGACACUACUGUCGUCGGAUCACUAGUAUUUUUCGGCAGCUUAGCAUGCUGGGAAACAUGAAUAGCUCAUACGUAUUUUUUUUUCUUUUGCGAAAUGAUUUACAUACUCUCUGCUUUUAAAAAUGAAUGUAAAAUAAAAAAUGACACCACAUGAAUACGGGAAUGUAUGCAUGUGAGCCCCAAAAAUGACACAUUCUAGGUCUACGGAGACCCGCAAGUAUACCACCUUCCUUGCACAUAUCUAACUAAAGGGACUUCUUGGAUGGAGUAGGGAGGUCCAUCAAAGCGACUCGCGACCUUUCAAUUUCAAAUCCAACAGGUACAUAUAUAUGAAUCACGCCUAGCAUUUCGCUUUAAUUAGUCCAGCCAUAUUUCAAGCUUUGAGCAACUUUGGUCAUUAUUUAGCCGGCCAGCGUGUCAAUUUAGGAUAUGUUUGAUUGACAACCAAGCGUUACCGCACUCUUCGGCAAAAGGUGCUUAAGCUGCGACUAUUUUUUUUUUGGAAAGAUUAGAUGUAGCUAACAAUUUGCUCGUCGCAUCUUAGCAGUCAAGGUUUGAAGAAAAAACGUGAAUCUAUGUGCACUUUGAUCGCUGAGUUAAUUUUCAUGGCCCAUUCCGAAAAAAAAGAAAAUUCAUUUUUUUUCUGAAAAAUAAAAAUUAAUAUUAUUUUCAUAUCAGAUUCAAUUCACCUGAGAAAGAUAAAACCUUUUCCGGCUACGUGAUUGACACGUGCCGCCCAAUAAUGUGAGAACGCCUCCUUGCCCUAGAAAAUAGAAAACACAAAAGGCCUUACCUUUUUGUCGCACGCUCGCUGAGUCCCUCCGUGCACCACGCCACGGCCACCCCGACCAUUCACGCUCGCUGCCGCACUCGUAACAAAAACGAAAAGCACUCGUCCAGUGCCCGCCCCGCCCCAUCCUCUCCACUGUCCACUCCCUCUCCGACUCCCCUGCUUCUCCAUCAGCUCCUCUGUUUCUUCUCCCGUCUUCCCGCCCAGGCCCAGCCGCGAGCCGUGGCCAUGCCCGUCGCCGCGCUCCACCCUCUCCCGGGCGUCGUCGGGGCCGGCCGCCGCGGGGCCGGCCGCCGCAGGGCCGGCCGCCAUCGGCGCUUCGGCCUCCGCGCGAGCUCCCUGGAGUCGCCGUCGGUGGCCUCGACGGCGCUGAGUGGCGUGGCAGCAGGGGCCCCGGCGGAGAGGAAGGAGAAGGCGAAGGACGAUGCGGCGGCGCUGGAGGAGGAACAGAGCAAUGGUCUGGACGCCCUCUACGACGAUGGCUUCGGCGGCGUCACCGUCAAGGACUACUUCGCGGCGGCCAGGGCCGUGUCCCGGGACGACGGCGGCCCGCCGCGCUGGUUCUGCCCCGUCGAGUGCGGCCGCCCGGCGGUGGACGCCGCGCCGCUGCUGCUCUUCCUGCCAGGAAUGGAUGGCGUCGGAAUGGGGCUCAUCCUGCACCACAAGUCGUUGGGCAAAGUAUUCGAGGUUCGCUGCCUGCACAUACCAGUCAAUGAUCGUACACCAUUUGAAGGGUUAGUACAAACUGUUGAAAAUACUAUCAAGCAUGAGCAUGAUUCAUCACCAAACAGACCAAUAUACCUCGUUGGAGAUUCAUUUGGUGGAUGCCUUGCAGUGGCAGUGGCAGCUCGUAAUCCACAAAUUGAUUUGCUUCUCAUACUAGUAAAUCCAGCUACAUCAUUUGCAAAGACUCCCUUACAGCCAAUAUUGCCUCUUUUGGAAUCCAUGCCAAGCGAGUUUCAUGUUACAGUUCCAUAUCUUCUCAGUUUUGUCAUGGGUGACCCCCUGAAGAUGGCUUCGGUUAGCAUUGAAAACAAUCUAUCUCCUCCAGAAACUCUACAGAAAUUGUCAGAUAGUCUCACUUCAAUGCUACCUUUACUUUCGGAAUUGGCAGAUAUUAUACCAAGGGAUACUCUUUUGUGGAAGCUCAAACUUCUUAAGAAUGGAGCUGCCUAUGCAAAUUCUCGUCUUCAUGCUGUACAAGCAGAAGUUCUACUUCUUGCCAGCGGUAGCGACAAUCUUCUACCAAGCAGAGAUGAAGCAGAUCGUCUUUUCAAGGCACUGAAGAACUGCAGAGUUCGAUACUUCAAGGACAAUGGCCAUACGCUACUCUUGGAGGAUGGUGUCAAUCUGUUAUCUGUAAUAAAAGGAGUAAACAUGUAUCGCCGUGGAAGACAAAGGGAUUUUGUAACCGAUUAUCUCCCUCCUACUUUAAGUGAGUUCAAGAAAACAUUUGACGAGGAUCACAAACUUUUUCACCUUGCACUGAGCCCAGUUAUGAUGUCUACCAUGAAGAAUGGAAAAAUUGUCCGUAGUCUUUCUGGCAUUCCUGAUAAGGGUCCUGUCUUGUUUGUGGGCUAUCAUGCACUCAUGGGUAUUGAAGUGAGUCCACUGUAUGAAGAAUUCCUGAGGGAGAAGAAAAAAAUUGUUCGUGGCUUGGCUCAUCCACUUUUGUUUGGAACAAAAUCUGAGUCUUCGCGCCAGGAGUUAUCUCGGUUAGAUACAGUUUCUAUGUAUGGUGGACUACCGGUCACCCCAAUCAAUAUGUACAGGUUAUUUGAGAGGAAUGAGUUUGUUCUGCUUUAUCCUGGCGGGGUUCGGGAAGCCCUGCAUAGAAAGAACGAAGAAUACAAGUUGUUCUGGCCGCAUCAACCAGAAUUUGUAAGAAUGGCUGCGCGUUUUGGUGUUACUGUCAUACCCUUUGGGUGUGUAGGAGAAGAUGAUGUUCUAGAGUUGGUUGUAGAUUAUAAUGAUCAGAAAAACAUCCCUGGCCUUCGGGAAUGGAUAGAGUCAAUCAACAAAGAAGCUGACAGAGUGAGGGAUAGCGUCAAAGGAGAGGAUGGGAAUCAAGACAUGCACUUGCCUGCUGUUCUCCCAAAAGUACCUGGCAGAUUCUACUACCUAUUUGGCAAGCCGAUCGAAAUGAAAGGAAUGAACAACCUUGUCAGAGACAGAAAGAGUGCCAAUGAUGUAUAUCUUCGCAUAAAAUCAGAAGUAGAGGAGAUAAUGUCAUAUCUGAAGAGGAAGAGGGAGGAAGAUCCUUACAGGAGUAUAGCCCAGCGUGCGUUAUACCAGGCAACAUGGGGCGUCUCUGCUCAAGUCCCAACUUUCGAACCAUGAUCAGGUGCAGAAAUGUUAGUGUGAUUGGAUGUUUGAAAGCCCACACAAACAAAGUAGGUGAAAGAAUCGGUGAAAGUAGGGCAGGACAUCUGUAACUGCAAGCUUAUUGCGAUUCUUUGAUGCAAUGCAUUCAGAGGAAAUUUCCUCCCUUACACACUGUACAGAAGUACAUUACAUGUACUAUACAGAAAAACAUUGCAUGUAUAUAUUUUCUGACAGUUUUUUGACC
Panicum virgatum (switchgrass) is the source of this 3405-nucleotide messenger RNA. RefSeq names its product acyltransferase-like protein At1g54570, chloroplastic. Lineage: Eukaryota; Viridiplantae; Streptophyta; Magnoliopsida; Poales; Poaceae. The coding region runs from base 1065 to 3176 and encodes 703 amino acids. The transcript is spliced from 13 exons. The record is from RefSeq and is a predicted model, not a curated record. Gene Ontology annotation, cellular component: membrane.